AUGGGCCUGUUGGUGCAUCUCGGCUCCGCGUCCUCGUCGUCCAGUCUCGUAGUCGGCGCAGUUCUCGGCCUCAUCGCCGCCGUCCUCACGCGCAGAGUGCGCCGUUGGUCGAGACUGCGACACAUCCCCGGCCCCAGAAUCGCCGGAUGGUCGACUUGGUGGCAGCUCAGAUCCGCCCUCAGCGGUCGUUAUCAUGAGCGUCUGAAGGAACAAGCCGAUUUACACGGCCCGCUGAUACGUAUUGGACCCAACGAGUUGCUCUCCACUGACCCAGUCGUCCUGCGAAACAUGUCUGCGGUCCGCAGCAGGUAUACUAAGGGCGAUUUCUACUCCAGCGGCAGGAUCGUGCCCGGUGUUGACAAUGUGGUCUCAAUGAGAGACGAAGCCAAGCACAAGGUCAUGAGGGCCAAGAUGGCUCCCGUGUACUCGGGCAAGGAAAAUGAAGGAUUCGGAUUCGAGGCCGGCAUGGACCGUCAGCUUCUCAACUUCAUGGCUCUUCUUGAUCGCAAGUACAUCUCCACCGACACCACCACGCGUCCAGUAGAUCUGGCCGAGAAGACACAGUUCUUUGCCCUCGACGCCAUUGGCGAUGUUUCUCUUGGCGAGCCCUUCGGCUACCUCGCGCGUGACGAGGACCUUUACAACUACAACGAGAUCAACGCCAGCUCGCUCCCCGUCAUGAACGUCGUCUCCGUCCUGCCCUGGCUGACACAUAUUGUCCACCAGUGGCCGCUUUGUUUACUGUUGCCGCGAGAGGGGGACCAGGUCGGCUUCGGGCGGCUCAUGGGAUUCGCGAGGGAUUUUGUCGAGAGGCGACUGGCUACAACUACUCCGCCCGUCAAAGACAUGAUGCAGGCGCACAUUAAUAACGGCAUGACCAAAGAAGAGCUCAUUCAGCAAGUUUUCAUUUCCAUCAUCGCCGGCUCCAACUCUUCCGCCCACGUCCUCCGCAUGAUCAUCCUGUCCCUAAUUACCAACCCCACGGCCUACACCUGCCUGGUUGCCGAGAUCCGCAGUGUCGCCGCCUCUCUCAGCACCCCGAUUUCCUGGAACGAGACUCAGACCCUGCCGUACCUCCAAGCCGUCGUCCGUGAGGGUCUGCGCAUGUGGCCGCCAGUCGGCGGUCUGGGCUUCAAGCAAGUGCCCCCUGAGGGCGACACCAUCAACGGCUACUUCGUGCCGGGCGGCACGCAGAUUGGGCAGGGUUUUUACGCGGUUGGACGCUCAAGGCUCGUCUGGGGCGAGGAUGCUGACGUGUUCCGGCCAGAGAGGUGGCUGGUUGCCAAAGGAGACGAGCUGAAGCGUAUGGUCGACGCGCUAGACACGCAUUUCGGCCAUGGAAAAUGCUCGUGCCUCGGAAAGCCAAUCGCUCUAAUGGAGAUUCACAAAGCAGUUUAUGAGUUGAUGAAACGAUAUGACUUUGCAGUUCUAAAUGCCGAGCAGCCCAUCAAGACACAGACUUCUGUCUUCUUGUUUGCCUCGGACUUUUGGGUGAAGAUCACGAAACGCACGUUAUGA
This is a messenger RNA of Ilyonectria robusta, 1518 nucleotides long. Its product is annotated as cytochrome P450. NCBI's taxonomy places the organism in Eukaryota, Fungi, Ascomycota, Sordariomycetes, Hypocreales, Nectriaceae. The coding region runs from base 1 to 1518 and encodes 505 amino acids. The transcript is spliced from 6 exons. Gene Ontology annotation, molecular function: iron ion binding; oxidoreductase activity, acting on paired donors, with incorporation or reduction of molecular oxygen; monooxygenase activity. The record is from RefSeq and is a predicted model, not a curated record.